Molecule: messenger RNA, 1515 nt
Organism: Mercurialis annua (annual mercury)
Lineage: Eukaryota; Viridiplantae; Streptophyta; Magnoliopsida; Malpighiales; Euphorbiaceae
Product: protein MAIN-LIKE 1-like
Exons: 7
Coding region: 1-1515 (504 amino acids)
Biological process (GO): meristem development; meristem maintenance
Source: RefSeq, a predicted model, not a curated record
AUGUCUGUUGAUGAUCUUAUAACAGAUGAUAUUAGAGAUACUGAUAAUUUUGAUAGCUCAGAGGAUGAGUCAUGUGAAAAAAUUUAUAUUUCUCGACGGAAGAAGGGUCCAGGUGGUCGGUUCGUUGGCGACUCGUCAUCAGUACCUGGUGGACCCGAGGAUGACACUGUUAUUCCUAGUUUUCUCGGACAUGUCGCUUCUCGGCUAUGGGAUGGGGCGGACAGAGGCGUGCUAAAGUGUCAGACUAGACAUGGAGCUCUUCGGAAGCUGAGACAGUGGUAUGAGACGGCCUCAAAGGAGGUCAAGGUGCUGAUAGACGGGACUGAGUUAUCACAUCUCCCGUAUAUCAUGUUUGAUCAUCUGGAUAUCCCGCUCCUUUCUGCAUUUGUGGAGCGAUGGCAGCCAGAUACAAACUCUUUUCACAUGCCAUUCGGGGAGAUGACCAUCACAUUACACGACGUGUGGCAUAUUCUUCACAUUCCAAUUGGUGGAGCUAUGAUUUCAGGUCAGCCGAAUAAGGCUCAGCUGCAAGCUUACUGCAUACAGAUUUUAGGUAUUCUCCCAGAGGAUCUGGUGAGUAAGACGACCAAGCAUUUUUCCCAGGGAGGUGUGUUGAUUGAGUCGAUCAUCGGCUUAUGUAUGCAUGGCCGUACUGCAGAGGUGGAGGCGAUAGCCUGGAUCUGGUUGACGUUAGGUUGCACUUUAUUCAUUGACAAGAGUGGCCAUCGGAUUAGACCUGCAACCAUAUGGGAGGUGCGGGAUGGAGUCACAGAUGCGACUUGGAAUCUCAUCGAGAGGAGAUUUCUCGGGUUUGACUGGCGAGAGCGGCUGCUGAUCGAGUCUCAUCAACCUCGAGCUUCCAGUUGGAGUGCUACUGCGUCAGAGUGUUCAGGCAUCCGACUUCGGGCCUUGCGAGCUCGUUUGGACCAGCUGACUGCUGAGGAGAUCAUGUGGCUCUCUUUUGGCGGCGAGCCUGUUGCCAGCGUUGAGCAUACUGCAUAUUAUGGCUGGAUAGCGUACCGGGACAUUGUCGAGCCAUACAUGCCUUCUAGGGUGCUGCGACAGCUGGGUUAUGUGCAGACUGUACCUGUGCCAAUUUUUCGGCCAAUAGGGGUUGUUAGGUCCGGGAAGUCAAUCAAAUACUCUGUGGACAUGAGUGUGACGAUUGCGAUUGACAUGUGGACUGCUUUUCCGACCAUGUACAAGUUGUCGUUCAUGGGAUUUGAGGAAGCCCAUAUUAUUGCUGGAGGAUGUCAUCCAGCGUACUUGGACUGGUACGAGCGGCAUUCGCAUCCACGUGUCCUUCCUGGCGUAGAUCUUCCACGAUCACAUCCUCCUCGCUCCAACAACGAUUAUUGGAUGAUGUUGCUGACUACCGAGUUCGAGCAUUUUAUCGGAGCUGUCAGCUCGAUUAUCGCCCAGCAUAGACAGCACUGCGACUUUGAGGGCAUUCCAGAGUUGGAGCAGGAAAUGGAGGAGGCUAGCACUACUUUGGAGAGAGUCAUGGCCGCUUGA